Cinara cedri is the source of this 4546-nucleotide messenger RNA. The record is from the annotation of a GenBank genome assembly. NCBI's taxonomy places the organism in Eukaryota, Metazoa, Arthropoda, Insecta, Hemiptera, Aphididae.
AUGAUACAGCUCAAGUUGUUUGUUGGUACAUUGGUAUUAUUAGUUCUUUGUGAAUAUUCCAUAUCUAUAGAAGACAAAAUGGUUAGUAUUUUUACAAAUUAUGUAAUAUUUUAUACAUUAGUACCUAAUUUUAUAAAAACCUUAAUCAACCAAUUAAUUGGAAAAGACAAUAAAAAAAAAAAGUAAUAUUUGGCUACAUUUCAAAGCUAAAAUCUUUUGUUCUUUCACUUGAUCACAUAUAAUGCAUUCAUUUUAAUUAUUUGAGUUUAUUUAUCAAUUUUUUUUCUAACUUUAGGUACCAAAUUUUAACCAUUUAUCACUGAUAUAAAAUAUUAAUUAUUACAUUCAAAUUGGAAAACUUGAAAUAAUUAAUUAUUUAUUAAGUAUUAUGAUUUUUUUUAUAAUCAUUAGGAAUUAUUAUUAUGAUCUACAUUAAAUUGUCUUUUCCCUACUAUUUGGGGUAUACAUUUUAGAAUGGUGUAUGAAUUGAAAUGAUUAUAUUAAUAACAGUCAUUGAAUAGGUAAUAAUUUUAUAUACCAAAUUUUUUGGAAAUACACAAAUAAUUUUCAAGAAAUUUGGUUUCUAAAAUGGUUAAUUCAAUCUCAGAUUCCAGUAUAAGAUAAUAGGAUAGUUCAUACUCUGUGUUGGUUACACUAUUAUAAAUAAUAUUUCAAUUUAUUUAAUUUGUCCACAGAGAAAAACUAAAAAGUUUAAUAAAAAUAAAAGUGAUGGUUUACCAGACCAUAUUCUGGAAAAAAUUUUGAUAAAAACAAUGGAAAAUGAAUUAAAAAUUAAUGAAAGACCUCCAGAAAAUAUGGAGAUGACCAAACAAAGUAAAUAUAUCUUUAAGAUUAUUGACAUUAAUUAAAGCACUUAUAUUUUAUACAAAUUAUUUAGUAUUCUAACACAAGUUAUUUUAUAACUUAUUAUAUUAUUUAUUCCAUAAGUUGUAUAUAAUUGUGGAACAUGCAAUAGCUACUCUGAGUUGUAUAAUUUACAAGUAAGUAACCAUAAAUAGAACAUUUCUUAUUUUGUAGAUACCAGAAAAUCUAAAUCCACGAUCAGUAAUAAUUAACUAUUAAUGAAAAUAUAUUAAAAAUAAUUGUGUUAUAUUGACAUUUAAAAUACUUGUACAUACAUCUUAUAUGUUUUUAACAAUCAAAAUGCAAUAAAAUAUAUAUUUUUUUUUUAAUUAAAAGGUAUGAUAAGUUCUAAUUUAAAUAAUACAGUGAGCAUCUGUUAAGUAUACAUACUUUUAAUUCAAUAUUGUGAUAUUUAUUGGUCAAACAAAAUCUAAAUAAAUAUUUUUUAGUUUCAAUAAUUAUACCGCACCACAAUAAAAAUUAAACAUAAACACUAAACAAUAUAUAACCAAAAAAACAUAACCUAAAUAUUCAUUAUAAUAUAGUAUUAAAUAAAAUCUAAAAUUCAUAAAUUAUUAAAUAAUAAUAAUUAUAGUCAAUAUUAACACUGUAGAUAGUUUGAGUAAGUAAAUUCAAUUAGAUAUCUUUCUUAGCCAACAUUUGUAUUAUUUUACUCGUAUAGUUAUAAUAAUAAUAAAAAUAUAAUUUAUUGUUUUAGACAUGCUAUUUUUUUUCAUGACUAAAUUAUUAGUAUAUUUUUAUUAUAAAUGUUAUGAAAAUAUCACAAUUUUAUAAACAAAGUCAAUAGUACAUUUAAUUUAAUUAUAAAUUUGGUUAACAUUUAACCAAACAGAUUUAAUUGAGUCUUCGGGUCUUGAAGUUAAAAUUGCUUGUGCACCUUUAGGAAAAACAUAUAUUAAAAACCCAUCUAGAAUAAUACAUCCUUCUUCACAAUGGGUUUCUACUACUGCUUGUUUUAUUUUAUCAGAUUUUAUCAUUUCUUUUGAUUGCCAAAGAGAUCUUCCUGUUGGUUCUCUUAUGGUAUAUUGUAAAUAUUCAGAGUUUGGACUAUAAACUAGACUUUUAUUAUAAUCAUUCACUAUUUGAAUACAUUCUUGUUCUGAUAUAGACUGUAGGUUUAAAAUAUUUAAAAUCUUUUUAACUUCAUUGAUGCUUAUUUUAUUUAAUGAAUAACUCCAUGCACUUGAUCCAGUUCCAGUACUUAGACAUAAUCCAGAUGAUUUUAUUUUUAUUGGUGAAUUACCAUCAAAAGUACAUUCCAAUUCAGAUGUACGCCCAGGCAUUUUAUCACCAAUAAAUACCUCAUUUAGUGCUAACAUAUCAUGUGUUGAAUGAGAAUCCGGUCUAAUUCUUACAAAAUCUUGAUACAUAUUGACAGGUGGUUCCAUUUUUUCUGAAAAAUAAAAAUAAAUAAUAUCAAUUAAACUAUGUUAUAAAAAUGUAUGUUAUGCAUUCAUACUUUCUUCACUUUUCAUCGAAACUCUAAUUCUAUGUCUAUCUAUGUAAGAAAAUUUUUGUUUUUCUAAUGUAUCAAAAGUUUUUUGUACAUUCAGGGAACAGAUAUCUGGCAAACAUAAAUAACCAAGUGAUGAACUUGGAUUAGAGUUAAUGCCAACAACUGGUGUUUGGUUGUCCCGAACAUAACUGGACAUUACUAGAAAUGUACCAUCUCCACCAAUAGCUAUAAGAACAUCUGCCCAUGAUACUGCUUCAGUAUUAAUAUCCUUGACAAAUUUGUAUAGUUAUUAUUUAAAAAUAUGAUAUUCAAUUUAAAUAGUUACCUUUAAGUUUAUAACUUUUGAUUCCACAUCCAAUCGUUUUAUAGCAGCUGUCACUUCUUUUACAAUGUUAUAGUGUUCAUUGUGUGUAUCCAAAAUAGUCUUUAAGUUAGCACCCUGGUCACUUAAUUGAUUUAACAAUUUUUUUUCAGAGACAUUAGGGUUUUCGAGUCUUUCACGUUCUACUCUUGUGUACUUAGAUACCAAUAAAACUUUUUUGCCUUUCCAUAGUUGCAUAUACCUGCGUCCAAUACUCAUUUGUUUAAAUGUCUUUUUAAUAAUCAUUAGAUCCUUGUCAAAAAAAACACUGUAGCGCUGGACGUGAAUGUAAGGUGAAUGAAAUUGGCGUGGCGGAAUGUGUUUGUGUUUCAGAGUGUCCUAUUGAAACAGAUGACAGAAGAAAGGUGAAAUUAAUACAAAUAUAUUUUGUGUAUUAUUUUUAAUAGUUCAAAAAUCUUUAUAGGUGUGUUCAAAUUAUAAUGAAACUUGGGGUUCUGAUUGUGAAAUUUAUAGAAUGCGAUGCAAUUGUGAAGAAGACUCAAGCAAAUGCCAAAACCCAGAAUUUAAACACUUGCAUGUAGAAUAUUAUGGUGCUUGUAAACAAUUGCCAGUAAGUUAUAAAAACAUUAUUUGUCUGAAACAAAGAUACAUGGAUCAUAAUAUUGAAUUAUUAAUUUUUUCACUAAAAAUAUAUAGAAAUGUUCAGAUUCUGAAAUGUCAGAUUUUCCGAGGAGAAUGAGGGAAUGGCUAUAUAACAUAAUGCAAGACUUGGCUGACAGAGAAGAAUUAGGCCCUCAUUUUACAAAAAUGGUGAAAGAAGCAGAAACUAACUUAACAAAACGUUGGAGCAAUGCAGCAGUUUGGAAAUGGUGUGAUUUAGAUGGUCACCCACAUGAUAGGUUAGACACGAACAGAUUAAAAAAAUUGGUUUUAAUAAUGAAAAGUAACAAUCCAUUUACUUAUGGUAAUUUCAAAUUUAUAACAUAAAUUGGCUGGUAGAACCAAUAAUACAUUCUUAGAAUAUAAUGUUUAUGUAAUGUAAAAUUCAAUGAGUUAAUCGUUAAUUUAAAUAAUUUUAAAAUGUUGCAUAUCUACUUUAAUUUAUUUAGAAAUAUUUGUCAAACUUUCAUACCUACUAGUAUACCAUUAUAGGCAUACUAUUAUUACUUUUAAUAAUAACACAGUACCUACUUAGUUUUAAAUAUUCUAUUUGAUCCAACUCAUUAUAUAUUUAUAACAAUUGAAUCAUUUCAUUGCAACUUUUUGUAUAAAUUAUAAAAUGCCAAUACUUUAAAAAAUAUGUUAGUUAAUCUAGUAACUUAAUCAAGCUGAUCACAAAAUUUUGCCCAAAUGUUAUACUAUUACAUUAUUAUUUAUAGUAUAUUAUCAGAUUAUUAUUUUUCAAGCAUGUUUGUCUCAGAAUAUCUAAAUAUUCAAUAUUUUAAUGGUUUUAACAAAAUGUAGAAAUUACUUAGGAAUUAAAUUGCUUGGAAUAUAACAAUAUUUAUGUUAGAGUAGGUAGGUGUACUUAUAGUAUAAUUGGUUAUUAGUAUAUUAUUAUAGUUAUUAUAUUAUAACAUAACACUUAAAAUAUUAUAUUUCAGAGCUGUAUCAAGACAUGAACUAUUUCCAAUUAGAGCACCACUGCAAUAUUUGGAACAUUGUAUUGCUCCAUUUUUAAAUAAAUGUGAUACUAAUAACGAUCAUAUGGUCACUCUUGUUGAGUGGGGUGAUUGUUUAGAAAUACCAAAGGUAUGAAUAUUAAAUUAUUCUCAUUUUGAACAUAGGUUAAUUAAUGUGAUACAAUCAUUUAUAAUAAUAAUAACUUGUUUCAGGAUACAUUGGAGGAAGAUUGUGAUUAUUUGCGAAACGAACUAAAUUAA